Cicer arietinum (chickpea) is the source of this 1057-nucleotide messenger RNA. Its product is annotated as protein phosphatase inhibitor 2-like. Lineage: Eukaryota; Viridiplantae; Streptophyta; Magnoliopsida; Fabales; Fabaceae. Gene Ontology annotation, biological process: regulation of signal transduction. The record is from RefSeq and is a predicted model, not a curated record. Gene Ontology annotation, molecular function: protein phosphatase inhibitor activity.
AAGAGGGGUAGUAUUGGAAAUAAGAACAUUGAGUAGAAGAAUUUUCGGUUUCUAUACAAAACCCGGUUUCGCUAUUACUCUUUGCAGUUUGCAACUACUUGACUUUGUGCAGCAGCAUAAUACAACAAUCAAAUCCACUUUCUUCUCUUUCAAUUUCAAGGUUGUUCAAGCCACUCGAGGAUUGCUUUGCAUACUUUUGGUAUUUGAAGAACUAGUCGCUAACAAAAUGAAGGGACGCGUAAGCUGGGAUGAGGCUAACAUUGGAGAAAUUGAGGCAAACAAACCUGUGAGGCAGAAAAUUACCGAGCCUAAGACUCCAUAUCAUCCUAUGAUUGAUGACGAUUGUUCUCUAUCCCCCGUUCGAGGAAGUUUUAAUUCAUAUAUUGAUGAUGAAAAUCGCACAACACAAGCUGAAGAAAUAUGGUCUGCACUGAAUGAUGUAGCCUCCAGUAGCAAAAGAGGCACUGGACAGUCUUUUGGUUGGACAUCAUCUGAGGAUGAGCCAGAAGCAAUGGAACAAGAUGAUGAUGAUGAUUCUGAAACAGAUAGGAGCAAAAAAUUUAGAAAGCACAGAAAGGCUCACUAUGAUGAAUAUCUUAAAGUCAAAGAGCAUCGACAGAAGGGUUCUCAUGUCGAGGACGAAACUGACGAGGAUGAUAAAUCUGAACCUAGCUGCAAGGGGGAGGAGAAAUCUGAAUCAUCUUCACUGAGUGAUAGUGUAAAAGAGAUGGACAUUGAGGGGAAAAAGUCUUCUACUCCUACAGCUAAUAGUUCUUAGAGAGUGAUCGACAAAUAAAAACUCACUUUCAUUUCAUUUAUUUUGCUGGUUGGAUAACAACUUAAUGAUUCACUGGUAUUGUUGUAUCAUAUAUGCCUAUUUUUAUUUUCCUUUUUCAUUACGUCUGUGGAUAGAAACACUUGCAUAAUCUGAUUUCGCCCUUAUACUCUCUACUAAAGACUCUGACAUAUUUUGGGGAAUUUGCUGGUGGCUUUUAUCAGUAAUUAAGGAUGGAUGAUUAAAGUGAGGAUAUAUACAUCCUGGAACCAUAUUAUGUUA